Neocloeon triangulifer is the source of this 1842-nucleotide messenger RNA. RefSeq names its product erlin-2-like. The coding region runs from base 227 to 1222 and encodes 331 amino acids. The transcript has 8 exons. Gene Ontology annotation, molecular function: cholesterol binding; ubiquitin protein ligase binding. Gene Ontology annotation, cellular component: endoplasmic reticulum membrane; endoplasmic reticulum. The record is from RefSeq and is a predicted model, not a curated record. Lineage: Eukaryota; Metazoa; Arthropoda; Insecta; Ephemeroptera; Baetidae. Gene Ontology annotation, biological process: SREBP signaling pathway.
UGGACACGCCCCUUUUUCUGCUAUAAAUGCCGACGGAACAGAAGAUAGGAAGGCGAAUUCAUAUUUUUAUAACUCGCUGGAGUCUGAGAUAACUGAGAUUAGGGGAAACUCUGAUGCUCACUAACAUUCGCUCUCAAAAUACUACUCAGUCUUCAUUUUAAAGCCUCGUUGCAGGAACUCAGGAACUCAUCUUUCUCCAGAAUCAUUCAAAAGCAGGCUUUUCACGAUGGAUGAGUUGCCAUUCAUAAUAGGAAUCAUCCUCGCCAUCAUAACAGUGCUGAAUUUUUCUCUGCACAAACUUGAGGAAGGACACGUUGGAGUGUAUUACAGAGGAGGAGCUUUGCUUCAGCAAACGAGCAAUCCAGGGUUCCACAUGAUGAUCCCAUUCAUCACCUCCUACAGGGCUGUCCAGGUCACCCUCCAGACUGACGAGGUGAAGAAUGUGCCCUGCGGAACAAGUGGUGGAGUCAUGAUUUACUUUGACCGAAUUGAGGUUGUCAACGUCUUGAGCGCGGACAGUGUUUACGACAUUGUGAAGAACUACACGGCUGAUUACGACAAAGCUCUCAUUUUCAACAAAGUGCACCACGAGUUAAACCAAUUCUGCAGCGUCCACAGCUUGCAAGAGGUUUACAUUGACUUGUUUGACCAGAUCGACGAAAAUCUCAAGGUGGCCUUGCAAAGGGACCUUAACGAAAUGUCUCCUGGCUUAUACAUUCAAGCAGUUCGAGUCACAAAGCCAAAGAUUCCCGAGCCAAUUCGGAAGAAUUACGAGCUGAUGGAAGGAGAAAAGACCAAACUCUUGAUCUCGAUUCAGCACCAGAGAGUUGUUGAGAAAGAUGCCGAGACGGACAGAAAAAAGGCCAUCAUUGAGGCAGAGAAGGAAGCUCAAGUUGCCAAAAUUCAGUUCGAGCAGAAAAUCAUGGAGAAAGAGUCCUUCCAAAGAAUGUCUCAGAUUGAAGACGAAAUGCAUCUGGCUCAGCAGAGGAGUCGCUCGGACGCUGAGUUCUAUCAAAUGCAGCGCCAAGCAGAGGCAAACAUCCUGUUGCUCACCCCCCAGUACCUGGAGCUGCGCAAGUUUGACUCCAUUUCCAGCAACAACAAGAUCUACUUCGGCAACGAAAUUCCCAAAAUGUUUGUCAACGGAGGUUGUAGCAGUGACACGCAAUCUGUCCAGGCUGCUGCAAAUGCUGCCGGGUCCAAUGCGGACAAAUCUGAGUAAUACUCGACUGUUUAUGGUUGUGCCUUGACGUUUGGUAUGUAUGGCACGCACAUCUGAAGGAAUGUUGUUUAGUUAAAACUUCACUGAUUAUUAAUUUGUUUGCGACAACAGUCAGUGGCCUCAGAAAAUUGGGUCCCGUCCUGCGAAUAAUUCCCUGAAAAUUUUUCAUUUGCGAGACAAGAAGAAGUUGUAAUGAAUUUGUACGUUAGAGGACUUGUGUACUUGAUUGGCCAUUGUUCUGAUCCACGAUCUCGAGUGUUUUCAUAGACAAUUAGUGAAUUGAGCGAUCCAAAGCUUCUCUCCUAAUGUUUCAACUUUUCCAUAUUUCUCUCCUUUGGAAUCACAUGCUAAAUAAAAAUAGUACCUUAAAAAUGUCGAGACCAAUAUGAAUCAGGAAUUUUAAGACAAUUUGAGCCGAAUUAACUGUAGCUACUUCAAGAAAAACAAUAAAUCACCUUGUACACGGUUAUAUUAUUCUCGAUCGCAAAAUCUUGUUAUAGAAAAAGACGUCCUGCUUGAGGCUGACUUGUUGCUCAAUUAUGGAAACGAGCAUAAUUAUGACAAGUACCAAAGAGUUUUGAGCAGGAUUCCCUUGCCAAUAAACUUUUGUGAUUAAUGAA